UCUCACUGGAGACAAAUUAAAAAUUCUUCAAUCCGAAUUAAAAAACUUAUCCAGCAAAGAUUUUGAUUUAUUAACGCGAAAAGGUGUCUUUCCAUACGAAUAUGUGGAUUUUAAUGACAAGCAGGAUCAAUGUUUGCUACCGCGCGAGUUAUUCUACAGUUCGUUGACAGAUGAUAUAGUAUCUAAGCGCGAUUACACGCACGCCGUAAAUAUAUGGGAGCAGUUUUCUAUUCAAACCUUAGGCGAAUAUAGCGAUUUGUACCUGAAGACUAGUGUCCUGUUAUUGGCUGAUAUUUUCGAAAAUUUCCGCGAUAGUUGUAUCAAAAGUUACGGUCUAGAUCUCGCGCAUUAUUACACACUACCAGGUUUCACGUGGGACAUGAUGUUAAAACAUACAAAAAUUAAUUUUGAAUUGCUCACAGAUAUUGAUAUGGUAAUGUUUAUCGAACGCGGUGGUACACGUGGUGGUCUGAGUCAGUGUUCCGGUAGAUAUGCAAAAGCCAAUAACCAAUACAUGCAGUCUUACGACCCAUCGAAGCCAUCCUCAUACCUCAUGUUGAUUUGGAGUAUCCCCAACACCUACAUGAUGCACACGUAGAUCUACCAUUCUGUCCGACGCGAACGAAGCCCCAGAACAAAAGCCAAGAAAAACUCCUUGCGACUUUAUAUAAUAAACAGCGUUAUGUUAUUCAAUAUUGCAACCUGCAGCAAUGCACACGCCAUGGUCUUCGUAUCGGAAAGAUUCAUCGCAUACUCCAAUUCACGCAAUCUCCAUGGCUACGCAACUACAUAGAAUUAAAUACGCAGUUUCGAACGCAUGCAACAAACGAUUUUGAGAAAAAUUUAUACACAUUGAUGAACAACGCGGUAUUCGGCAAAACAAUGGAAAAUGUUCGCAAUCACGUCGAUGUAAAACUUUUGACAAAAUGGGAUGGACGAUACAGUGCAGAGGCAAUGGUCGCAAUAUCAAAUUUUCAUAGCCGGAGCAUCUUUUCAGAAAAUUUAAUUGCCGUUGAAUUGCGAAAUGUGAAGUUCAGCAAAUCGAUCUAUGUAGGUAUGUGUAUUCUCGACAUAUCUAAGACCUGCUUGUAUGAAUUUCACCAUGAGUACAUGUCACCUCUGUAUCGCGAGAAAUGUAAAGUACUGUAUACGGACAUAGAUAGUUUAAUUUACCAUAUAAUGUCCGACGAUGUGUAUGAGCUAAUGAAACGUGACAUUGCUAGGUUUGAUACGAGCGAUUAUUCUCAAAAUAACAUAUACGGUAUGCCGCUUAAGAACAAAAAAAUUCCAGGGCUUAUGAAAGAUGAAAAUAACGGAGCUAUAAUGACAGAAUUCUUCGGGCUCAGAACAAAAAUGUAUGUACUGAAAGUAGAAGGUAAAAAAGAUACUAAAAGGGCGAAGGGUGUUAAGAGGAAUAUUAAAGCGCGAACAAUCAAUUUUAACGAUUACACGUAUUGUUUGAGAGAGGAAAUUGAAACGAGUCAGCGUCAAUCGUACAUAAGAUCCAAGUUGCAUGAGGUAUACACAAUAUUCGAAACGAAAACUGCUCUCAGUCCAUACGAUGAUAAGCGAUAUAUUGUGACUCGAUAAAUACAUUACUAUAGGGACAUUAUAGUAUACCAUUAUAACGUUUAUUUGUUUUAUUGGCUAUUUUACAAUUAAGUAUGUCAUCAAAUGUUCUAAUAAAACUGUAUUCAUUUUUUUUUACAAUACAUUAUCCUUUUGUAUCCAUGAAUUAUGCGAAUUGUCGAAUCCCAGCCUUUUUACAUAUACCUUGCCACCUUGCUUGCGCAACACCUUUUCUACUAAGUAUACAUCUGGAUUGGUGAUACUAUGUUCGUGUUCAUAGAAACCCCCAGCGACAGGUUUCCCGCGCGAGUCUGCGAGUAGGUAAGUUGCAGGAUUAGUUGUCUGCACUUUGACGAUUUUAAACACUUCGGUUGUCCAAUUCGAUGU
Harpegnathos saltator (Jerdon's jumping ant) is the source of this 1956-nucleotide messenger RNA. RefSeq lists its product as uncharacterized. NCBI's taxonomy places the organism in Eukaryota, Metazoa, Arthropoda, Insecta, Hymenoptera, Formicidae. The transcript has 2 exons. The record is from RefSeq and is a predicted model, not a curated record. The coding region runs from base 856 to 1590 and encodes 244 amino acids.